UGCUAUGACCCAGAUAGAUUGAUCACGAACGAGACAUCGUGUAUACCGCUACUAUCAUCAAUCUAAAAUACAAGUCGCUGCUACAUACAUGUUUAUGAAAAACGACGUCCAAGAGCGUUUGCUAAACUAGAAAACAUUUGUAUCUUCUUUUACAAGAUAAGCUAUGGGAGGCCACGGAGGUCUGAACAUUCUCCCUCAGAAGCGUUGGAACGUAUACAAUUUCGACAACCGAGAAAAAGUCCGCAAAGACGAAGAAGAGGCAGCCAAAGAAGAGCAGCUCAAGCGCGAACAAUCUCGCAAGCGCGACACCGAGUUCCGAAUCGAACAACUUCGACAAGCCCGCGGCUUAGCUUCAGCCUCUGCCUCUGCUUCCUCGUCACGCAAACCCACCGCCGUUGAACCAGAGUCAGUACCGUCACCCAAAGCUGAACCCGAGCCGGAGUUGGAGCCGAAGUCCAAGCAUAUUAAUCUGUUUGAGGGAAUCAAGAUUCUUGAUCCGGUUGAGAUUGUCGACAAGAGUAAAAGUAAAUUCAGUGAUGAGAAUAGGAAGGGGUUUAAGCGGAUGAAGAAAGAGGCGGAGGCGCCGAAGGUGGUUUUGCCAGAGGACGAGAAGUAUCGGUUAGGGUACGGAGUGGCGGGAAAAGGCGUAAAGUUACCGUGGUACAUGGAAAAGCGCGCAAAUGGUGAUGCGAAAGGAGUUGAUAAUAAUGAUGAUGACGGUGGUUCAGAGACGGUUACCAAGAGUAAUAGAAAGAAGAGUGUGGCGGAACUUAGGGAAGAGAGGUUGAAACGAGAGGGGAGGGAGAAGGAACGCGUACGAGCGUUGAUGCAACAGAAGGGGCGACGUGGGGCGUCAGUUCAGAAUGACAGAGGAUAUUCAAGAAGAGACUCCUGGAAGUGAUUGUUUUAAGUUUCAGUUAAUGUUUUGCUCUCUGCAGUAUAUUCUGUGAGAUAACGCCUGCAUUGUAAACACUUAGACCAUACGUAAUGGGGCGUUUUUUUUUUUUAAAUUUUUGCCC
Helianthus annuus (common sunflower) is the source of this 1019-nucleotide messenger RNA. Its product is annotated as leukocyte receptor cluster member 1 homolog. The transcript has 3 exons. The record is from RefSeq and is a predicted model, not a curated record. Lineage: Eukaryota; Viridiplantae; Streptophyta; Magnoliopsida; Asterales; Asteraceae. Bases 164 to 901 code for a protein of 245 amino acids.